AUGAGUCAUUCAUUUAUUAGUAUAAAUGAUCUUCCGGAUGAAAUGAUCUUAAUGAUUUGGAAUAAGCUUAAUAAUAUUGAUGUACUUUAUUCAUUUGUGGGUGUAAAUCAAAGAUUGAAUAGAUUAGUACGAGAUCCAAUAUAUACUCGUUCUAUUCAAUUAACAAAAACAAACAAAUAUUGUUCAUUACCUGAUUCAAUAAUCGAUCGAUAUUGUUUAGAUAUUUUACCUGAAAUUCAUCAAUAUAUAGAAUGUUUGAUUCUUGAACCGUCGUCUAUGGAACGCAUUCUUCUUUCAAGUGAUUAUCCUCGCUUAUAUAAGCUUACUUUUACGAAAAUUCAUGAAGAUUUUGUAUUACGUCAUUUUACUGAUGAAUCGCCAUUAAUCAAUAUGUUUAAAUACAACAUUAAACAUCUUAUUUUGACAAUUGAUAAACAAGGAUUUACAUCAUUAUCCUGUAUUGAUUUAGGGAAAAAUUUGCUUACACGAAUCUUCAAUAUAUUUUUAAAUUUAAUCGAUCUUGAUUUUAAUCAAAAUAGUAUUGAAAGUCGUACAUUAAUAUCCAUUUAUGGAUUAUCUUCAAUGACUUGUUAUUCAUCAAAUUUAGUCAAUUUAAGCAUUACUGUAGAUACAUUUGAUGAUUGUUUAUGUCUACUAGAUGGUCGUCUUCAUCAACUAUAUAAAUUAUGUAUUUUAAUUAAAAAAAUUGAGAAUUCUAUAUUGACCACAGAAAAUUUGAAAACAUUAUCAAAUAUGAAAUAUUUUUCAUUAAGUUCAUAUCGACAAACAAAAGAAUACGAUAGUCAUAUAUUGCCAUUGAUUCAUCAAAUGAGAUAUCUCGAAAAACUGAUAUUAUCUCUCAAUGUUUAUCAACGAUCAACAUUUAUCGAUGGUAUUCAUCUUGAAAAUGAAAUGCUUAUUUAUUUACCACAACUUCAAAUAUUUGAAUUCAAUAUAGUCACAUAUAAUGAAUAUAUGAGUAACGAAAUCUACAUGCAAUCAAACAAUGAUCUUCGUCGUACAUUUCUCAAUUGGCGAUAUGGUCAUGUUGAUUGUUAUAUAAGUUCUUAUCCAAAUAAUGAGGCUAGAUCUCAUAUAUUUUCACUUCCAUGUAAUAAAACUGAUAUGUAUAUUAUCAGCUAUGGAUUUUUAGGAGGUUUUUACACAAAUGUUCGAAUUUUAUUUCUGAUAGAUAGAGUUUAUCCAUUUACACAUGAAUUUUUUCAUCGCAUUGCUCGUGCAUUUCCACUUAUUACUGAGCUUACCGUUUUAAAUAAUAGAGAUUUCAAUAACACAGACGAAAAUAAUAAUCAAAUGAAACCAAUCAUUGAAUUUCAUCAUCUUACUUCUUUGACAAUUCAUUUUGAACGUGCUAUCUACGUAGAACAAUUUUUGGUUGAUAGUAACACAUAUUUACCAAAUCUCAUUAAUCUUGCUGUCUCCUAUGAUAAUUUAGUUACUGUAACAAACAAUUUUACACGUCAUUCAACUCGUCAUAAUUGUACCAAAGUACGAAUUUUAGAAUUUACUACAUCUCCAAUUACAGUACAUCCAAAGGAAUUUUAUUUACAUUUUCCUUGUUUAGAAUUAAUGUGUUGA
Messenger RNA from Rotaria sp. Silwood2, 1599 nucleotides. The record is from the annotation of a GenBank genome assembly. Lineage: Eukaryota; Metazoa; Rotifera; Eurotatoria; Philodinida; Philodinidae.